GGUGUGCGGAGGCCCGGACGGGACCUGCGGCGGACGGUGAGGCCGGACCAGCGCUGUGCAGCUCGGCGCAGCGCCCCCCGCGCCCCUCUCCGGCAGCCGCGACGCCUUAGUCCCGCUCCCGCCAUGCCUGAACAACUCUGCGUCGCCGAGUUUCUGGCCGUCACCGCGGAGGACCUCAGCUCCCCGGCCGGAGCCGCCGCCUUCGCCGCCAAGAUGCCUCGAUUCCGGGGGGCGGCGCUCGCGCGGGAGGAGAUCCUGGAAGGAGACCAGGCCAUCCUGCAGAGGAUCAAGAAGGCCGUGCGGGUGAUCCACAGCUCUGGCCUCGGCCAUGUGGAGAAUGAGGAGCAGUACCAAGAGGCUGUGGAGUCCUUGGGCAACAGCCACCUUUCCCAGAGCAGCCACGAGCUCUCCACAGGCUUCCUGAACUUGGCCGUGUUCACCCGUGAGGUGGCUGCGCUCUUCAAGAACUUGAUUCAGAACCUGCACAACAUCGUCUCUUUCCCCCUGGACAGUCUGGUGAAGGCCCAGCUGAGGGACGGGCGGCAGGACUCCAAAAAGCAACUGGAGAAGGCGUGGAAGGACUACGAGGCCAAAGUGGCCAGGUUGGAGAAGGAACGGGAUCGGGCCCGGAUUCCAGGGGGAGUGACGGGGGAGGUGGCCCAGGACACACAGCGAGAGCGACGCGUCUUCCAGUUACACAUGUGUGAGUACCUGCUCAAAGCUGGGGAGAGUCAAAUGAAGCAAGGUCCCGACUUUCUUCAGAGCCUCAUCAAGUUCUUCCACGCUCAGCACAAUUUUUUCCAAGAUGGCUGGAAGGCAGCUCAGAGCCUGUCCCCAUUCAUCGAGAAGCUGGCAGCCUCAGUCCAUACACUGCGACAGACCCAGGAAGAAGAGCUACACAAACUGACCCAACUCCGGGACUCCCUCCGAAGGACACUGCAGCUGGAGAGCAGAGAGGUCAGGCCCCGGGAACAUCCAAGCAGGAAGAACUCAGGGGGCUACAGCAUCCACCAGCACCAAGGCAACAAGCAGUUUGGAACAGAGAAGGUGGGCUUCCUGUACAAGAAAAGUGAUGGGAUCCGGAGAGUCUGGCAGAAAAGGAAGUGUGGAGUCAAGUAUGGCUGCCUAACCAUGUCACACAGCACGAUCAACCGGCCCCCAGUGAAGUUGACCCUGUUGACAUGCCAAGUGAGGCCAAACGCUGAGGAAAAAAAGUGCUUUGACCUGGUGACCCACAACCGGACGUACCACUUCCAAGCAGAGGAUGAGCACGAGUGUGAGGCGUGGGUGUCUGUGCUGCAGAACAGCAAAGACGAGGCUUUGAGCAACGCCUUCCUGGAGGAGCCCAGCGUUGGCCUGGGGUCCCAUGGGGGCACCGGGCUGGAUGGGGAACCCCAGGACCUCACAAAGCUGCUCAUCGCGGAGGUGAAGAGCAGGCCUGGGAAUGGCCGGUGCUGCGACUGUCAGGCUCCAGAACCCACCUGGCUCAGCACCAACCUGGGCGUGCUCACCUGCAUCCACUGCUCAGGAGUCCACCGCGAGCUGGGCGUGCGCUUCUCGCGCAUGCAGUCUCUCUCCUUGGACCUGCUGUGCCCCACGGAGUUGCUGCUGGCUUUGAACAUAGGAAACAUGCGCUUCAAUGAGGUCAUGGAGGCCCAGCUGCCUUCCCACGGUGGACCUAAGCCCUCAGCCGAGAGUGACAUGAGUGCCCGCAGGGACUACAUUGUGGCCAAGUAUGUGGAACACAGGUUUGCCCGCCGGUCCACCCCUGAACCCCAGAGACUCUGGACAGCGAUCUGCAACAGGGACCUCCUGGCGGUGCUGGAGGCCUUUGCCAAUGGGCAGGACUUCGCACAGCCAUUGCCAGGGCCUGAUGGCCAGGCACCCGAGCUUGCCCUGCACUUGGCUGUCAGAGUCGCCAGCCAGGCCUCCCUGCCUAUCGUGGACUUCAUCAUCCAGAACUGUUCCCUGAACCCACCCACUCACUCCAGUGGCCACCUGGAUGCCAAGGCCACAGACGGGAGCACUGCCCUGCACUAUGCCGCCCUCCACAGCCAGCCCGACUGCCUCAAGCUACUGCUGAAAGGAAGAGCUCCAGUGGGCACAGUGAACGAGGCAGGAGAGACAGCUCUGGACAUAGCCAGGAAGAAGCAGCACAAAGAGUGUGAGGAGCUGCUGGAGCAGGCACAGGAGGGGACCCUGGUCUUCCCUCUGCACGUGGACUACCCGUGGGGACUUUCCACAGAACCUGGCUCUGACAGCGAGGAGGAUGAGGAGGAGAAGCGCUGCCCUCUGAAGCCCCCAGCCCCUGCCUGCAGGGCUAGGGGGAAGCUGGACAUCAGCAACAAGACCUAUGAGACCAUCACCAGCCUGGAACCAGCUACCUCUCAGAGCCAGAGCAACCACAGCCCCCCGCCCUUGCCCAUCAAAAGCUCUUCUCGGACCAUGGUCCCAGGGCACACGGGACAUGCCAGUGGAGGUAGAGUUGGCUGUCCAGAAACGAUGCUCACCAAGAUGUUCAUUGAGGGCCUGCCAUGCGGAGAGCUAAGCUCAGGGGCAUGCAAUCGCUCUGACAUCCCCAGCCUGAGCUCAGAGCCCCCUGAGGUCACUGAGAGUCGAGACAGUCCAGCCUCCUCCUCUUCCAGCCUCACAAGCUCUAUGGAACCUGGAGGACCCAGCCAAGCUCUGCCUGGGGUGGAGGAAGGCCUCCAUGAAUCACCAGGCACCUCCCAGCCUGUGCUGGCAUCUGGGACCACCCCUGCUGAGGUGCCUCUCCCCAGCAGGUUCAGGGGCUCCAGGCACCAGGAUGAUGUUGGCCUUUUCCUGCCUUCCAGUUCCGAGAGCACCCGUUCCUAUCGGCGGGGAGCCUGGACCUUGGAAGACUGUCCCUCUGCCCAGCAACCUCUGCCCAGAAAGAAUAUUCCGGCUGGCUUCACCGAAGGAGACGGCUCUAAGACUGGCGUUCGCACGCCAAGUUCCCUGCAGCUUUUUCAAGACUAACUCCUUGCUGACCCCUGCAUGAUCCCUGCUGGACCCCAACAUCCAGAGCUGGGACAAGAGCCCACAUGACUGACACGGGAGUCGAGGCAUCCAUCCCCUUGGGUCUCACUCCUGUCCCUCGUGUGUUUGUAACCUUCCUGGCACGGUCCAUGCCCUGCCAAAGACACUGGCCCUUCCAUGUUGGGGCCAAUGGUAGCUCUUUGCCUCUUUCUCAUUAUCCCCAGCGCCAGGCAGCCUGGGGGCUGGAUCUGAGAACUUCUGCAGCUGGACCCAGCCCCUCACAGACCUAGACUAUGUUUCUCACACAGCCAUAGGGCUGACCCUCCAUCAUCCACUUCCUGGUCAGGGGCUGUGCCAGCCCAGCAGCAGUCCUCUGGGACUAGUUAUUGGUCUGGUGUUCCUUUACUGAAUUCUAGCUUUCUGUGAGCUCUGGACUGGAGUCGCGAUGCCAAGCUGUUCUCAGGAAGUGGGCUUGCGAAUGGGCAGGGCCAGAAUCUGAGGGUGGUGGUUCUGGGGGAUAAUUAGACCAAGGGUCAUGACCUCCUGUCUGAUUGUUGCCCUUGUGUGGACCAGUGCCCGUGUCCUGGAUGGCCAGGAUGCUCUCGAGGCAUGCAGCCUUCUUGGGACCAGUACAGGAAGUCGAACAGAACUCACCCAAGUUGGGGAAACUCCCUGAUUGAGUAGGAUGGGAAGAAGUGGUCUGAAUUGGUGGAUUCCCCCUUCUUUCUCUUGGUCAGCUGAGGAGCCCUCUGGCCUGGGGGCAAUGAGGGAGGGGCUGAGUAGAGUGGGUUGAUAGGGCUGGGACUUGAAGGUGCUGCUUCAAGGGGCUGGCAGUUCAACCACUGCUCAGCCCUAAUCGCCAAGAUGAUCCUGAGCCAUCACCAGCCACCAGCAUCUGGACUUCACAGCCACUAGGUGCUGGGCCCCAUAGAAAUGGGCCUGGCCAAGUACAAGAGACCAGAGGGCAUGUGGGGGAGGGGGGCACCACGGCCUGGCAAUAAGCUGCGCUAUUUACUCAGGAUGCCUGACUCUGUGGGCCCCACAGCAAUAGGGCAGGCUCCUGAGCCCCCCGAGUCUACCUUCAUUCAUCUCAGACCUGUUACUUCCCUCACCUGUAAUAAAAGAUUUGUGGGGUUUCUUUCA
Messenger RNA from Perognathus longimembris pacificus (Pacific pocket mouse), 4143 nucleotides. RefSeq names its product ArfGAP with SH3 domain, ankyrin repeat and PH domain 3 (gene Asap3). The coding region runs from base 124 to 3000 and encodes 958 amino acids. Gene Ontology annotation, biological process: cell migration; positive regulation of GTPase activity. NCBI's taxonomy places the organism in Eukaryota, Metazoa, Chordata, Mammalia, Rodentia, Heteromyidae. Gene Ontology annotation, molecular function: protein binding; GTPase activator activity. Gene Ontology annotation, cellular component: cytoplasm; focal adhesion. The record is from RefSeq and is a predicted model, not a curated record. The transcript has 25 exons.